AUGCUGCCUCCAAGUAUUACGAAAAACCAACUUUUGGCGAAUUUUGAUACAUUUGUAUUCGAUGCGGAUGGUGUUCUCUGGACAGGAGAUAUUCCGAUACCUGGUGCUUCGCAAUGGAUCAAUACACUUUUAGAUGAUCCAGAGAAGAGUGUUUUUAUUACUACCAAUAAUUCAACAAAGACAUUGGAACAGUACAUUGGUGUCAAAUGUUUUGGAACGGGCCCGGAUCUAAAGGAGGAUUAUGUGAAGGACGGAGAUUUUAUAAAUGAAGUGGAUGUAACAUCGAAAGUUCCAAAAGCGGUGGUUGUGAGCUUCGAUUCGCAUUUCAGCUACCCAAAACUCAUGAAAGCCGCAAACUUCCUAUCCGAUCCAUCUGUGGAAUUCUUAGUUUGCAACGAAGACACUACUUUCCCUGGUCCUGUCCCUGGAAUGAUUCUCCCGGAAACAGGACCAUGGUCCGCUGCAAUUCAGAAUGUGUCCGGAAGAAAACCGGAUAUUAUUUUUGGAAAACCGCACAAAGAGAUGGCUAAUUUUUUGAAAUCUCGUGUGAAUCCAGAAAAGUUUGAUGCACGAAGAACAGUGAUGUUCGGAGACCGACUGGAUACUGAUAUGAUGUUUGGGAAGACUAAUGGAUUCACAACAGUUUGGAUGCAAACCGGAGUCAAUUCUGUGUUGGAUAUUGAGAAGUCUCGUCAAUCGGGAGAAAUCACGAAGAUUCCAGAUUUUACUUGUCAAUUUUCAGAGUUUUUUCCAUGA
Molecule: messenger RNA, 756 nt
Organism: Caenorhabditis briggsae
Lineage: Eukaryota; Metazoa; Nematoda; Chromadorea; Rhabditida; Rhabditidae
Exons: 4
Coding region: 1-756 (251 amino acids)
Cellular component (GO): cytoplasm
Molecular function (GO): phosphatase activity
Source: RefSeq, a predicted model, not a curated record